UUAACGGCGUGACGCAUGCGCGGGUUUUGCGCGGUGUUUGCUUGUGUGCGUGGCGCCGAGUCAGUUUCGGAAGAGUUUCCUCGAAAUUCUCCCGUGUGUGGGGCUGUAUUGUAGUAUAUACUUGUGUCUGUGUGCAUUUCACCAUUGAAUACAGCGGCGUGCUACAGGUCGCAACGUGUUCGCGAUGCUGCGCGACUUUCCCCGUCUGUUCCUCCAGCACACGGCGGCGACGCGGCGGCACCUGGCGCCCGAGCUGCUGCUGCGCCUCAUCACGCCCGCCUGCCCGCUGUGGGCCGCCCCCGUCGACCGCAGCCCCUUUGCAGACCCCUACUGGGGGUUCUUCUGGCCGGGGGGACAGGCUGCUGCCAGGUACAUGUUGGACAACCGCGCUACGGUGUUCGGUCGGCGCGUGCUGGACGUGGGCUGCGGGUGCGGGGCCGGCGCCAUCGCCGCCGCCCUCAUGGGCGCCACCAAAGCCGUUGCUAACGACAUUGAUCCAUACGCGGUGUUGGCGACGAAAAUAAAUGCGGAACUAAACAAGUGCACAGUAGAAACAAGUACAGAGGACUACAUCGGCACCGCCUGUGACGAUUUUGAUACGAUUCUAAUUGGAGACAUGUUCUACGACGAAGACUUCGCGAAACUCCUCUUUGAAUGGCUCAGUAAAUUAGCGGCCAAGGAUAAAAUGGUGCUAAUAGGCGACCCCGGUCGUCACGGGCUCACAUCUCGCAGACGGAGUCAACUGCAGCAGCUAGCGCGGUACGAGCUGCCCGCGCACUGCAGGGAGGAGAACCACGGCUUCACUGAGGCCGCUGUGUGGAGACUUACAUCUCCUACAACUUAGCCACGAGUAAGGAGUAAGGACCGAAAGCGCCGAAAGUUCCGCCGACGGAAGGUUACUAUAUAUGAAUAGAUGAUAACUGAACACGACAAAAAACCGGCGUGAAACAGCGUUUGCGCU
Aricia agestis (brown argus) is the source of this 961-nucleotide messenger RNA. Its product is annotated as electron transfer flavoprotein beta subunit lysine methyltransferase-like. Bases 185 to 844 code for a protein of 219 amino acids. Gene Ontology annotation, molecular function: protein-lysine N-methyltransferase activity. NCBI's taxonomy places the organism in Eukaryota, Metazoa, Arthropoda, Insecta, Lepidoptera, Lycaenidae. Gene Ontology annotation, biological process: peptidyl-lysine trimethylation. The transcript is spliced from 5 exons. Gene Ontology annotation, cellular component: mitochondrial matrix. The record is from RefSeq and is a predicted model, not a curated record.